Messenger RNA from Theileria parva strain Muguga, 1086 nucleotides. RefSeq names its product chaperone protein DnaJ (gene Dnajb13). Gene Ontology annotation, molecular function: protein-folding chaperone binding. The record is from RefSeq and is a predicted model, not a curated record. NCBI's taxonomy places the organism in Eukaryota, Apicomplexa, Aconoidasida, Piroplasmida, Theileriidae. Gene Ontology annotation, cellular component: cytosol. The coding region runs from base 148 to 1086 and encodes 312 amino acids. The transcript is spliced from 8 exons.
UAUAAUCUCAAUUUUUGUAAAUUUUUGUAAAUUUUUUAAAUAUUUGUAAAUAUUUUAAAUUGUAAAAAAUUGUAAAUUGUAAAUAAUUGUAAAUUGUAAAUAUUUGUGAGUUAAAUAUUUGUAAAGUUGUGUCGGAUAUUUUAAAGGAUGGGAAAAGACUACUACUCGAUUUUGGGCGUUAAAAGAGGCUGUAAUGAAGCUGAGCUUAAGAAAGCUUACAGAAAACUUGCCAUGCAAUGGCAUCCUGAUAAACAUCAGGAUCCAAAUUCCAAAGUUAAAGCUGAGGAGAUGUUUAAGAAUGUAUCGGAGGCGUACGAUGUGUUAUCUGAUCCUGAGAAGAGGAAGAUUUAUGACCAGUUUGGUGAAGAAGGACUUAAGGGAACUGCUCCCGGCCCUGAACACGGCGGCUCUCGCACUUAUGUCUACACUGGAGUGGAUCCGAGUGAGUUAUUUCGUAAGAUAUUUGGGAAUGAUCGUGCCUUUAUGUUUGGCGGUGACGAGAUGGGCGGCUUUGGUGACGUGUUUCACGUUACUCAGCCCUCGGUCAAAUCCACCAACUAUGAACUCGAAUUACCCCUCACACUCGAAGAAUUAUACACCGGUACGGUGAAGAAGAUGAAAGUAACGCGUAAAAGGUUUAAUGGUAAUAAACAGUAUAAGGAAGAACACACUCUUAAAAUCGACAUCAAACCAGGCUGGAAAGAUGGCACGAGAUUAACCUUUGCCCGUGAAGGCGACCAACAAUCACCCAUGGCCACCCCCGGAGAUCUCAUCUUUAUAAUAAAAACGAAGAAACACAUGAGGUUUGUCCGCGACGGCAAUAACUUAAUAUACAAAUUCACCGUUCCUCUCGUCAAAGCGUUAACGGGUUUUAAUGCGGUGUUGACGACGUUGGAUAAUCGCAGGUUAACGAUUCGUGUGACUGAGGUUGUUUCGCACAAAUCGCGUAAGGUUAUUGCCCGGGAGGGAAUGCCACUGUCUAAGAACCCGAACGAACGCGGCGAUCUCAUACUCGAAUUCGACGUCGUCUUCCCAGAAACACUCACCAACGAACAAAAAAACUCCAUCACCAAUAUUCUCAACUAA